Molecule: messenger RNA, 663 nt
Organism: Schistocerca piceifrons (Central American locust)
Lineage: Eukaryota; Metazoa; Arthropoda; Insecta; Orthoptera; Acrididae
Product: caspase-like
Exons: 4
Coding region: 70-663 (197 amino acids)
Biological process (GO): proteolysis; apoptotic process
Cellular component (GO): cytoplasm
Source: RefSeq, a predicted model, not a curated record
UGGACGAAGUGGACAUCGCCCGCCAGCCCAACCAAAACAUGGCUGACGACGCUGUGGACGCCAAACCCGAUGGAAACGACAGCGGUAGUGGCCGAUCAGAACCACAGCAACCGUGACUGCGUCGCAGUGGCGGUGCUCACGCACGGUGAGAGGAACGGCCAGCUGGACGCCAGGGACCACGAGUACAACGUCAGCGAGCUGUGGGAACCGUUCACAGCCAGGCUGUGCCCCACUCUCGCCGGCAAACCCAAGCUCUUCUUCAUACAGGCGUGUAGGGGAACAGGUACCGAUGCCGGCGUGACGGUGAGCGACCUCACUGCAGACGCGCCCGACAAUGACCGCGCCGAGGAGCUCACUUACCCAGUGCCUUCUUACGCCGACAUCAUCGUUUCACACUCGACAUUCGAAGGUCUAUACUCCUUCCGCAAUCCAACAAAUGGCUCGUGGUACGUUGAGACACUGUGUUCUCAACUUGAAGUCCACGGCAGAUCCAAGGACCUGGUGUCGCUGCUCACUGACGUGAAUCGCAUCGUCGGUCAGAGAUAUCGCUCAGAAAACAAGAGCCUGCCAAACCUGCAUGGCAAGGUGCAGGCGCCGUGCUUCACCUCAUCCUUGACACGGAGUCUAUGCUUCGGUCAUAAUGGCCAUGGCCACCCUCAAUGA